Molecule: messenger RNA, 1421 nt
Organism: Sphaerulina musiva SO2202
Lineage: Eukaryota; Fungi; Ascomycota; Dothideomycetes; Mycosphaerellales; Mycosphaerellaceae
Product: Cloroperoxidase
Exons: 4
Molecular function (GO): peroxidase activity
Source: RefSeq, a predicted model, not a curated record
CCAGUCGCAUUCUUUCGACCGUUUUGAGUCUUCUCGUCACAUCAACCUUCUUUUGCCAACCUGGACUUGCUUUUCCCGACUUGGCCGGUCUGGUGAAGGAGAGACGGGGAGCGUCGCAUGCGCAUCAUCUGCAUCAUGAUGCUGUACCGAUUGACAAGAGGGAGGCGGCGGGAGGAGGAGGAGCAGGAGAAGAAGAAGCAGCAGCAGCAGCGGCACGCGAACUGUAUGCGCGACAAUUGGGUGCGCUCACGGGACUUUUGGGGUCGACGGUUUCGGAACUUGGUACCACCAAUGGCCUCAACGACUUGGGAUUAGGAAGUUUAGUAGGCCCCAUGGGGACGUUUCCUCUCGACACGUUUGAAAAAUACCCUUGGGAACCGCCUGGACCAAAUGACCAAAGAGGACCUUGUCCCGCCGUCAACGCCAUGGCAAACCAUCACAUCAUCUCGCACACGGGCGUCGUGUCGACGUGGGAACUCCUUCGAGGCGCUGUGAAUACUUUUAAUUUGGGCUUUGAUAUGGCUUUGUUGACGGUUAUUGCUGCUACGCUUUCUGGUGGUGAUCCUGUGACGUGGACGUUGUCUAUCGGUGGACCUGAUCCUAGAGUCGAAGCUCCUCUGGGUGGUUUGUUGGGACUUUUGGGCCAACCUCAAGGCCUCGAACAUACCCACAACCUCAUCGAAGUCGACUCCUCCAUGACUCGCAACGACAUCUACGACACGGGAGACGCCUGGACCAUGAACAUCGACCUCUUCCGCCAAUUCUACAACUCGGUCCCCGAAGGCGAACUCUUCACGCACGAAGCCAUCGUCUCAGCCUCCUGCCUCCGAUGGCACCAAACCGUCGCCUCGAGCCCCAACUUCUACUACGGCGCCGGAACAGGAUAUUUCCGCAAUUUCGCCCAAAUGGCAUUGCUGUUAUGGGGAAACCAUUCCGAUGGCACUCUCGACGGCCAAUUGACGCAUGAAAUCGUCUACAGUCUCUACGGCGUCACCAGCGACCCGGAGCCCUUUACCUAUCGCUUCGGCCACGAACGGAUCCCCGAUAAUUGGUAUCGCAGACCCGAACCCUUUGACAUAGCAGGUCAUCUCCAAGAAUUACUGCAGUGGUUCGGCUGGUGUCCCGCGCUCGCCAGCAUCGGAGGAAAUCUCGGCCAAGUCAACACUUUUACACCUGUCGACGGCGACGAUUUGGCGUCGGGGAUUGGGAAUGCGUCGAAAUUGUUGGAGGGGAAUAAUUUCUUUUGCUUUAUUUUGGAAUUGCUCAAAGCGGGUUCGCCGUCGUUUACGAAUGAAGUUUAUUCUUCGUUGUUUGGCAUUAUUGGCGAUUUGGGUUGUCCGCAGGCUGAUGCGUUGGCGGGUGGUGCUGCUGCUGAUGCUCCCGAGUAUGUGUCUGAUAUGAAGAGUAAAUAUCCGGGAGCA